AAGCACGUUUGCUUGGCGUGAGCUUCACAGAAAGAAAACAGCUACUACAUCGGAUGAGUGACGGGAACACUGAGCACCAGAACCCCGUCCGUUCCUAACAUUCGCGCCGCCACGUGUACGGUCAACACUCGGGGAUUAUCGUUUAAUACUCCACCAGAAACACUGCCAGUCGUCUGGAUUCUAUCCAGUCUUUUGAUGUCGGCUGGGUGCUGGAUGUAAAUUCUGCCACGGUGUUUUCCGCCAAGCUUCAGAGAUGGACAAAAAGGUAGCAGCACGAGAUGCACCAGUUGACCGCGGCUACUUGGUGGGAAUCAUUUUCUUCAUCCUGGGCCUUGGAACACUGCUUCCAUGGAACUUCUUCAUCACCGCCUCAUCGUAUUUUGAAGAUCGCCUGAACACAACACGAUUGGAAAACGGCACGUAUGUGGAAGGCGAGAAGUACUACUUCAAAAGUUGGAUGACGUUGUUGUCCCAACUCCCUCUGCUGGUCUUCACCCUGCUGAACUCCUUCCUGUACCAGAGGGUGUCAGAGGGGAUGAGGAUUGCUGGAAGUCUAAUCUUCAUCCUGCUACUCUUCAUCCUCACUGCAGUGCUGGUUGUUGUUCGGAUGGAAGUGGAUGGAUUCUAUUCUCUCACCAUGGCGACCAUCUGGUUCAUAAACUCGUUUGGCGCAGUGCUGCAGGGGAGUUUGUUCGGUCUGGUAGGCCAGCUUCCACAGAAAUACAGCGCUAUCUUCAUGAGCGGCCAGGGGCUCGCUGGCACAUUUGCUGCCAUUGCCAUGCUGAUCUCCAUUGCCAGUAAAGCUCCCCCUGAGGUGGCAGCAUUGGGGUACUUCAUCACACCGUGUGUGGGAACACUGCUCACACUCUUCAGCUACCUGCUUCUGUACCGGCUGGAGUUUGCCCAGUACUAUUUAAACAAAAAUGUCAAAUACGAAGCAGGAACUACAGACGAGCUGCUGACAGAAGGCGGCAUGUUGGAGAAUGGCAAGCUUAAUGGGCAUGCCAAUGGCUCAGUGACCAGUGAGCCACCAAAAGUGGUGAUCGCAGGCAAGUGUGAUGAGGAGCGGAGUUCUGACCACACCAAGCAAGCCUUCCUGUCCCUGGAACAGGUUGAGAAGAGCCAAGCCAGAAGCUCGGUCGUCCAGGUCUUCAAGAAGAUCUGGGUGAUGGCCUUUUGCGUGACCUUUGUCUUCACCGUCACCUUGUCUGUGUUUCCUGCCGUCACUGCUGAUGUCAAAACGUCAGCAGAUUCAGGAAAUUGGAAGUUGUACUUCACUGCUGUCUGCUGCUUCCUCAUCUUCAACAUAAACGACUGGCUGGGCCGCACCAUCACCACCUUCAUACGAUGGCCCAAGAAAGAAUCCAAAAUCUUCCCGCUGCUUGUGGUCUGCAGGGUGGUCUUCAUUCCCCUUCUAAUGUUGUGCAACGUCCAGGACCGUUACUACCUUCCUGUCUUCUUCCACCACGACGUGGCCUUCUGUAUCAUCAUGGCAAUCUUCUCUUUCUCCAGCGGAUACUUUGUGUGUUUGUCCAUGUCGUACGCUCCUCAGUUAGUGGAACCAAAGGACUCAGAGACUGCUGGUGCUCUGAUGACCUUUUUUCUGGCUUUGGGAUUGUCCAUUGGAGCAGCGCUGUCCUUCCCCCUCCGUGCCUUGGUUUGAACAAGCUCGCCCGGGAUUGAUCAUAAUCCACAAUCACCAAUCUCGUCUCCUGUACGAAGCUGGCGAGGAACAGCAAUGCUUGUACGAUUGCUGCUCGCACAUUCUCCUCAUAUUUAUUCUCUUCAUUUUGUCUCUUAUUUUUAAUCUUUUCUGAAUGAGAAGGGAACCAUAUAGAAUUCUUCAGUAUGAAAUACUGAAUGUACUUCAGUAAUAUGUCAUAUUGCUGUUCAGAUACUUUUGGUGUUUUCAUUCCUUAAGUGCUGUUUUGUCAAAGUAGUGAACUUUUGUUCCAAAAGUGUAUCAAAUGUUCAAUUGUCUCCAAUUCCUGCACUGUAAAUAACUGCCAGGAGGUCCAAUUGUGAGCCUGUAGAGGAGCUAUAACCAUGACGGCCGCUGCCUGUUCUGACUGUUUACUUUAGUGACUCUAUUUCUUCUUGUGAUGACAUAGGAUUUCUAAAUCAGUGUGUAAAUAGGUUGAACCGAAUAACAGUUUGUAUUGGCCAGUAUAAGACGCUAGUGUGAUAUAUAUUUUUCUAGAACUAGAAAGAGGAAUCUGAUAGUCAACUGUCAUGUAUGUGCUCAUGUGCAUUUGUUUUCAUGAUGGACAUUAAGUUUUAAUGGUUUUUUUUUCCACAGAUCAGAAUGCAUUUUGUUACAGAACAAAGGGCUGACAGAGGAAGCUUAUAAUUGUUAAUGUAAGAUUUUUUUUUUUUUUUUUCGGCUUGCUUCACGCCAUGUUUUUGUAAGUAAACUUUCUUUUUGUUUAAUCAAUAUUUUCACCCGCCGAUUGUUUCAAGUAUUAUUUUUUUUAGGGGGGGGGGGGUACUGUACUGACUUGGCUCAAUAAUCACACAAGUCCAGUCUGGACUGUCUGCAUGGGAUUUGUUUUAUGAAUUGGCUGCUCUAUCUAUACACUUGAGCUGCACUGCAUAGGAAUUACAUCACAAAAUCUUUUGCAUGUGAGUGAACGUGGAACAAAACAACAGCUCUUUGUGGCAAUUACUUUGUAAAUUUCAGGGGUAUGAGUUAAUUCAACGUGGGGUUGCGAGCAAAUGAAAUGAUAAACUGCUAACUUUAAAUGACUUUUUUUUUUUUUCAAAUAUGCUGGCUGUUGUGUUUUCAUCAAGAUCACAAAACCAGAGACCAAAGAAGGGUGGCAAGACUGAGACCAAACUGAA
Synchiropus splendidus (mandarinfish) is the source of this 2841-nucleotide messenger RNA. Its product is annotated as equilibrative nucleoside transporter 2. Gene Ontology annotation, molecular function: nucleoside transmembrane transporter activity. Bases 254 to 1663 code for a protein of 469 amino acids. Lineage: Eukaryota; Metazoa; Chordata; Actinopteri; Syngnathiformes; Callionymidae. Gene Ontology annotation, biological process: hypoxanthine transport; adenine transport; thymine transport. The record is from RefSeq and is a predicted model, not a curated record. Gene Ontology annotation, cellular component: plasma membrane; basolateral plasma membrane. The transcript has 13 exons.